Messenger RNA from Amoebophrya sp. A25, 1125 nucleotides. NCBI's taxonomy places the organism in Eukaryota, Dinophyceae, Syndiniales, Amoebophryaceae. The record is from the annotation of a GenBank genome assembly.
AGCAACUGAUGGAUGCAAGUGCUGUCACCGGAGAAUCUAGUGAAGCUCCCGCACUCUCUGGAGGACAACAACUACCACCUCAAUUAUGAAGGCCUCACUUUUUUAUCCAUCUUUUAGAAGUUCAUCUGCAAGAGCAAGCUGUAGCAAGCUGUUUUCAAGUAUUUAGGAACUUCCUACUAGGAAAGUGGACACAGUAGAUGAGGCAGCAGAUGGAUUGUAGUGAGUUCUAAAAUUAGUCGAUGACAAUUCUCCCCCAAAUCAACUGCUUUCCAGCCAAUUUUUAGAACAAGUUGGCAGUAUCGAUCUAGAGGAUGUAGAAUCAGCGGACUUUGAAACCGUCUGUCAAGCGAUAGCCACAAGACCGCCUAGGGCGAAACAGCAGUCAAGAACCGGCGUUUUCGGCUCGAGUAGAGAGCGUGGACAACGCAAGAAACCUCUGAGCGAGAAAGAAUACAGUGCGGGACUAAGGCUAGCAAAAGCUUUGGACGCUCUAGGGGAGGAUGAGACGGGAGACAUUUCUGCGAUGGCGAAAAGUCUGAGACCGGGUCGGAGGUGAGGAGAAAGAGGUAUCAUCAUGUAGGUAAGGAAGAUGUCAUAACUGAAUAUUGUAAAAGUAAAUGCACCCAUCACUCAACUGAUAUUGUCGUUCCCCAUUCUUUCCUCAAAAGUUUGAUCCUGUAGUUUAUUCCAUCACGAGUAUCGCACACGCACACAAGAGCUAGAUACGACUCAUAUAAGGAAACUAGGACUGUAAGAGAUAUGCCAAUGACUUUAUCGAAUAAGAAAAAACGACACAGAAUCGCAAUCUUAGCCUUCAAUCAUAGAUCAAAAAAGAGGACCAUGAGCAUGCACAUGGACAUAAAUGAUAGCUAAUGAUCGUUGUACAUAAAAUGAAUCGCAUGCAAAUCGCUACCGAUAGCUUUUAGCAGCUGCACAGAACCCAGCCGAAAUUAAUCUGAAUUUACAUUACGCUUAUGAUUACGCCAAUGAAAAAAUUGCCUCUACUUUUCUUCUCGAACGAUGACAAAAUGAGUCAAUAACUUACCCGAUUCAAGAACACCGAUUUCGAAUAGUACGAACGAAAAAUAUGAACACCGCAAGAAUAUGUGCUGUUUAGAAUAUCGC